Saimiri boliviensis boliviensis (Bolivian squirrel monkey) is the source of this 960-nucleotide messenger RNA. It is a transcript of the gene KRTAP10-3, whose product is annotated as keratin associated protein 10-3. The record is from RefSeq and is a predicted model, not a curated record. NCBI's taxonomy places the organism in Eukaryota, Metazoa, Chordata, Mammalia, Primates, Cebidae. Gene Ontology annotation, cellular component: keratin filament.
CACACACUCACUCACACACUCACACCUCCCCCACCUCCUCCACACCCCAGCAUGGCCGCGUCCACCAUGUCCGUCUGCUCCAGCGCUUGCUCCGACUCCUGGCAGGUGGACGACUGCCCAGAGAGCUGCUGCCAGCCCCCCUGCUGCGCCCCCAGCUGCUGCGCCCCGGCGCCCUGCCUGACCCUGGUCUGCACCCCGGCGAGCUGUGUGUCCAGCCCCUGCUGCCAGGUGGCCUGUGAGCCCAGCCCCUGCCAAUCAGGCUGCACCAGCUCCUGCACACCCUCAUGCUGCCAGCAGUCUAGCUGCCAGCCAGCUUGCUGCACCUCCUCCCCCUGCCAGCAGGCCUGCUGUGUGCCCAUCUGCUGCAAGCCCGUCUGCUGUGUGCCUGUCUGCUCUGGGGCUUCCUCUCUGUGCUGCCAGCAGUCUAGCUGCCAGCCGGCAUGCUGCAUCUCCUCCUGCUGCAGACCCUCCUCCUCCAUGUCCCUGCUCUGCAGCCCUGUGUGCAGGCCUGCCUGCUGCGUGCCCGUCCCCUCCUGCUGUGCCCCCGCCUCCUCCUGCCAGCCCAGCUGCUGCCGCCCGGCCUCCUGCGUGUCCCUCCUCUGCCGCCCCGCGUGCUCCCGCCCCACCUGUUGAAGAUUCUCAGGCCAGAAGUCCAGCUGCUGAUGGCCACGUCUCCCAGGGCCCGCUGGUCUCAGACGUCACCUCCCUGCCAGUCCUUAGAAGCCCCUGACCUCCCAGCCCAGCCAGCCCCAGCGCAGCUCAACCGCAGAGAAGGAACAGCCCCUCCCACCGCCGCCCAGCCUGGGGUGGGGUCUGAGAUGCUCACUGGCUGCUCUUCACUAUGCUUCCCGGCUGCAGGCCACGACCCUCCGCUGCGGGGGACGGGCCUCCUGACCCGGGUCUCGCACCCAGGAGUGUCCCCCUGUGCUUCUGAGCACCAAUAAAGCUGCUGCGGCCCCA